Molecule: messenger RNA, 4761 nt
Organism: Aspergillus ochraceoroseus IBT 24754
Lineage: Eukaryota; Fungi; Ascomycota; Eurotiomycetes; Eurotiales; Aspergillaceae
Product: putative membrane-tethered transcription factor (SPT23)
Exons: 4
Coding region: 230-4381 (1383 amino acids)
Molecular function (GO): protein binding
Source: RefSeq, a predicted model, not a curated record
CCCCCCCCCCCCCUCACCACCCUCUCCUCCCAGGUAACCGAACCGGUCGGCAUCUUUUAUCGUGGAGAUUCACUUCUUGAAAUUCGGGAGUUGGUCGAACGGCUCUUGAGGGAGUUGUUGCUGGCCUGUCUCCCUUGGUCCUUCGUGCUUCCGCCAGAGAGUCAUGAGGAUGGGACCAACCUCAUCUCCUACAUUUUCUGCCCUGGACCCGAUCGUCGUGGACGACGACAUGGUGAACCCUUAUCAAGAUACCGAUAUGGACUUUUUGGACUCCACGAGGCUGCAGUUAUCGUCUGAAAAUGCUGGUCAAGACUUCGAUGAUCUGUUCACCCGGGCCGCAUCAUCCCGUACUGUCACAGAAUCAGAACCCUCGUGUCUCUCGCCCUCGGAGUUGUCCCUGAAGCGCUCGUAUCAGGGACAAGACACCUUACGACGCCCCGAGGUGUUAGCCUCCGAUUCCCCAGCGGAAUCCUCAGAUAACUCUAGCCCGAGCUCAAGUUCUGAAUCGCCUCGAAACCAUCUUCGGGACUCAUCCGUCGCCUCCUCUGCCUCUGCUGUUCACAGCGAAAAUACAGUUAUCCCUUUUGGAUAUACCUCCGAUGAUUGGAUGAACCCCGAAUUUGGACAUGUGAAGGAAGAGUCUCUAUUUGGCUUUGACCCUUCACUGCCGAACAUGGAAAGCGCCUAUCCCGCAGACACCGACCUCGAAUCGAGUAACAAGGCCAUGGAUGCUGCCUUUGACUUUGAAAGUGCUGCCAGCAGUCCGAGCCCUCUAAUGGCCGCUUCGACCCCGCUGCCACAGCCAAGGGCCCAGAAAAGUUCGAGGCCGCAGUUGCGGGGCGCGCACGGCUCUAUGAAACGAAAAUCUGCUUCCCCGCGAAUCUCCCAAACCGCAGCUCCGUUCUUCUCCCAUAACCCCAAGGAUGCUCCUUCCCCAUUCUCGGUCGCCAAAAUGCCUACUCAAGUGAAGUCCCCUUUGAGUCCAUGGGGUGGGCAAUCCCCGUCGGCCUUCCUCGAAGAAAGUUUUGGUGGUAUCAACAUGAACGGCGGUUCUCCUCUAAACUCUAACCUGAACCUCAGACCCAAUGGCCUUCCUUUUAAUAUCAACUUCGCGCUUUCUCCUGUCCCGAGUCACAUCGAACCGGAAUCAUCCAAACGUCACAUUUUAACCGUUCACCCCACCUCCCUCAAAUCGCGUGUGGAAACCCAGAUCCCUAUUAGGUUGACGCUAUAUCCGUUACCUCCUGGAGUGAAAAAGUUACGUUUGCCCAGCCACACCAUUUCGAAACCUAAAUUUCUCGCUCCACCGGCUACGGAACGUUCCCCCGACACGGCCGAACUGUAUACCAGUCUCUUCUGCACAAGUGCAAUGCAGGACCAGGAAAAGCUACAAAAAGCUUUCGCGAAGGCGAGAGGGGGGGGCCGAUACCGCUCUCCUAGCGCUUCCCCACAUGCUCAGGAUGAGUCGCAGGAAGACGAAAAACCUUUGGACGGCGCAGAAGUGAAGAUCUGCACUGGUUGCAUACAGCGGGAGCGGAAGCGCGCAUUUCGAAAGAAACAGCGGAAGCCGGAAGAGGAUGAGUUGUUUCAAAAGGAUGAAGACAAGCGUGUGAUCGUCUUUAAUACCAACGAGAUCAAGGAUUGGACCGAGCCGUCCAAAACCGCGACUCCUGGACAGAGUGAAGCACAGGUGCCUGUUCUUCCCGCAGGGGCAAUGCAGGUGGAGCUACCGAUGCGGAUCGCCUGCUAUUGUAGGCACCAGAAUGAGAAACUUGGGUUCCAGGUCAUAUUCACUGUCAAGGAUUACAAGGACAAUGUGAUCGCCCAAGCAAUUACAAACUCCAUUAUGAUUACAGAUGAUCACAAAACCCACGUACCCCCCGCUCCUCCUGCCCCUGGCCCCUCUCCGUCUUUACCUGAUGGUACCGAACUUCCGGGUGUUGGUGUAUUCCCAUCAGGUCCGAGUCUUGAUACUGGGAAAAUGGCCGGCUCACCACAACAGUCGAUCCAGUCACCCUCAGCAACCGACUUGCAAGGCCUACAGCAAAGAUUCAAUUCACAAUACCAGCACCCCUCCAGCUCUUCUGCCAAUUCGGUGACUGUCUCAUCAACCUCACAGACUUCGCGCAGCCUGUCGCGACAGGCGUCCCCAAACGACUUCCAAGGUCCCACCAGCAAACGACGAAAGCAUAGUAACUCGGGCAGACUGCCUUCGGAGCUAACCAUGACCAAACUGGAGCCUGGACAGCCAUCUGCUGGGGCCACCAACGGCGAAGCUCCGUUCCCUGGUGGCCGGGGCUUUACGUCGCCAGCCGAGAGACCUUUUGUGACCUCGUCCGCCAUGGCCGGUCAGUUUACGAAGGGUCCGCCAACUCCCACUAGCGGGGAUUCCAAUCCAUUCUUCACAAGUUUGCAGCAACAGAACUUGGAUCAUUUUAUUCAGCAGCAAUUAAUGUCUGCGCCUAACUCGGCACAGCCCAGUCGCCCCGGAACACCAGGUGGAUCUGCCAGGAACAGCCUCCAAGAGCAGAAUAUAAGCCUUUCUAUUGGCCCUCAGCCGACAACACCGAUGUGGCCGCCUCUCACUAAUGCAGGAAACCGGCUACCGUCGGUGAUCCACAAACUAGUUCCCGCUGAGGGCUCUAUCACUGGCGGAACAGAGGUCACUCUCUUGGGCAGUGGCUUUUACCCUGGCAUGGAGGUUGUCUUUGGCGACACCCUCGCUACAACGACGACCUUCUGGGGCGACAAGUGUCUGAACUGUUUAACUCCGCCAGCCAUCCAACCUGGGUUGGUGGCUGUGGUUUUCAAGCACGAGCACCCCACUUUUAAUUCCCUACAGCAGGCCCAGCCAUUGGUACCGAAGCAGCGGCAGUAUUUUCGAUAUGUGGACGAUCGCGAGCUGCAAAUGUACCGUCUGGCCCUUGGGAUUCUGGGGCAGAAACUUGGGAGCCAGGCGGAUGCGUUCCAAACCGCUCAACAAAUCAUGGGCAGUGACCUCAAAGGGGCCUUCGGUCUCCAGAAGGACUUUCAAGGGUCUUCUGGCGGCCACCAAAGGCAGGUUCCUGGACUGGAGUCGCAAGGCAAAUUGAGUGAUAUGGACUCAAGGAUGUUAACUUACCUGGAAUUUAUCGACCUGGACGAUAACCCACGACCGCCGAGGUAUAAUACUCGUUCCGUCACCGGCCAGACCCUCCUUCACUUUGCAUCUUCUCUAGGUUUGACACGAUUUGUGGCCGGGCUUCUUGCUCGAGGUGCGAAUCCCGAUGUGCAAGAUAGCACCGGAAACACGCCGAUGCACCAUGCUGCUUUGAAUGGUCAUGCCCACAUUGUCCACAGGCUCCGUCUUGCAGGAGCAAGUCCCAAUGCCCGGAGCAUCCGGGGCUUUACUCCAGCGGACCUUGCCACUACACUCUCUGCUCACCAGGCAGCCUUGGUUCCCGCACGUCACUACCGCUCGCGCAGCGUUGGGUCAUUGACCUCCUCCCGACGCCGGCAUAGCAGCUCCGCGUCGCUUCACUCCAUGUGGGAGUCUUCCUCAGCAUCGGGCUCUUUCGACCACGCUGUAGAUGAUUCGGACGACAGCGAGGAUGACCAGGAUGAACUGGUUUAUACCGUGUCACGCAGAUCCAGCAUCCACCACGAUGCACCCGCACCGCUUGCGACACCCGAGCCAACUGCGCCGGCGGACGACACACGCCCGUUUUCCCCUCCUGUCGCUCUCGUCGCCUGGCGAAACCAACUCCAAGCUCAAAUCAAUCAAUUCCAGCAGAGUGUCGCGAAUGCAUUCCCUAAUCUCCCCAACCUCCCAGCCUUGCCGCCUAUGCCGGCUUUGCCAGAUUACCAAGCACAUCCCAUGAUGCGUCGCAUUACCAACCUCGUUCCACACCGCCCAGCAUCCUCCCGUGGUAACAAGGAUGGCUGGUGGGAUAUGCUAACAGGAAAUUUAGCCCCCAACACUACCGAACUUCCUUCUUACGAGGAGCUAUAUCCACAUCAGGAAAACGAGGAGGCGAGACGGGUCAAGAAAUCCAGCAUGCUGCAAGCUGCGGCUGAGGCGGUUGUUGACCACCAUUUUGAGGCACAGGCCAGCUCUUCUAGAGCCGUGUCUACUCGGGAGAGCGAAGACCUCAAGGACAUCCGAAUCGGUCGAAACGCCAUCUCUCGUGAGCAACAAAAGCAUCUUCGAGAGCAACAGGCGCGCCGAAUGAAAGGUCUCGCUAGUGAUCGGAAUCUGUAUUUCAUUUGGAUUCCUCUCUUGCUUCUGGUGAUUUUUGCAUGGGUUCGAAGCUACAUUCCAGGGAUAUCGCAGGAGUUCUCUAAUGUCUACGAGUUGGUUAAAACCCGUUAUGCGCAGCGCGCGUUGGAUAUCGGCACUUAGCCCCAUUUGCAUCUGAUCUUGUUUGACUUGCUUUUCAGCUGGGGCGUUGUGCGUCUUCGGAAGUGGCUAUACACACAAGGCAUGUGUCUUUCGUUUGUUCGGAAUUUUCUCUUGCGUAUAAUGACGGCAUACGACCAUUUAUUCACACAUCUAUUCUACCUUCAAUUUCUGUCCCCUGUUUCUUUUUUCUUUUCUUUUUUUUUUUUUCCCGAGGAGGGUUAUGUGUUUCCGGGAUACUUGUACAGAGAGAGCUUCCCUGUGCGUGCUUCAGCGGGUUUCUCCCUCUUUCUUUAUGAACGCAACCAUGCGUAGGGGACAUUUCGAUUGAGAUUGAGAGGGCGGUCAUUGUACAUAAUGCCACGAUAUUUUUUUUUUUUUUU